Thermochaetoides thermophila DSM 1495 is the source of this 666-nucleotide messenger RNA. RefSeq names its product guanyl-specific ribonuclease-like protein. The coding region runs from base 1 to 666 and encodes 221 amino acids. The record is from RefSeq and is a predicted model, not a curated record. The transcript has 2 exons. NCBI's taxonomy places the organism in Eukaryota, Fungi, Ascomycota, Sordariomycetes, Sordariales, Chaetomiaceae. Gene Ontology annotation, molecular function: RNA binding; RNA endonuclease activity.
AUGCACCUGACUUUCCUCUCACUGUACACGCUCCUCAGCGGCGCUGCGGCGGCCGCCGACGUCUUCAAUGGCAGAGUCACGCUCCUCCAAGCACGCCAGGGGACCGCCACUUUGGGUAACGUCACUUGCGGCACCCACGUCUAUUCCAAGGAUCAGGUCGAUGAUGCCGUUGCGGAGGGCUGCCGCUUGUAUGCCGCGGGUGAGCAGAUCGGCAGCAGCAAGUACCCGCACACCUUCAACAACCGCGAGGGUCUGGUGUUCUCUACAUCCGGCCCGUACCAGGAGUUCCCGAUUUUGAGCAACGGCCAGAUUUACUCAGGCAGAGCUCCCGGUCCUGACCGUGUCGUCUUUAACCCCAACCUCAAUGGCGAGUGCAUCUACGUCGGCUCCAUGACCCACACCGGCGCCCGCACCACCAACGGCUUUGUCUCGUGCGAGGAGGUCUAUGUCGAUGUUGAUGUGCCCGCUACCCCCAGCAGCAGUUCCAAGCCAGCCUCGUCAGCCACCGCGACUGUGUCAUCGCCCUCGUCUGCAACCUCAUCGGCUGCUACCGCGACUCCGACGGCUGCAAGGGACGGCGAUGAUGAGGAGUCGAGCGCUCUGCGCAAAGGUCCUGUUGUUGGGGGUAUUCUAGCCGGUAUCGUGGCAGCCUUGUUUGCUUUUUAA